AUGUUGCCAGGAUCGCUUCCCUGGGACCUAGACGCCAAAACUCUCGCGGCCGCCUAUGAAUGGCGAAAAGAUCUUCUCGAGCGCGAUGAAAGGCCUCCGCCUCGAGUAGUAGGGGCCAUGUUAAAGGAGCUCCGUAAUGCUUUCUUGGAAGUAUGGGCUGAACGGCUUACAAGUCCAGGAGCAGGAUCAAGGACUGUAGGUGCUGUCCGUCGUGUCCUUCAGGAAUGGGUGUGCAGGCGUCAUGGCGAACACGGUUGCUUCAGCAAUUACUUGAUCGCCCGAAAGGAAUCCACACGUUGUUGCCACCACUGCGACGACAGCGAGGAUAAUGCGCAGCAUACCCUGGAGGUUUGUUCAGCAUGGGCAAUACAACGACAGUACAGAAUACAGAAACUCGUUGCGGUACUGGGUGGGGAUCUCUCGCUGCCUUCUGUUAUAGCCUCAAUGGUUGGCUUUCAAAGAAAGUGCGGAAAGGGGGCGGGAGCUGUCGGCCACUCACCCGAUUCGUGCCCGAUGCACAAGGGCUUAGAGGAGGGCUGA
Messenger RNA from Trichoplusia ni (cabbage looper), 540 nucleotides. RefSeq lists its product as uncharacterized. NCBI's taxonomy places the organism in Eukaryota, Metazoa, Arthropoda, Insecta, Lepidoptera, Noctuidae. The transcript is spliced from 2 exons. The record is from RefSeq and is a predicted model, not a curated record. Bases 1 to 540 code for a protein of 179 amino acids.